AUGAGUGGUCGCUGUUUAGAGCAAAGGAUUAGUAUCAAGUUUUGCGUGAAAUUGAACAAGUCUGCCAGUGAGACCCACCGUCUUUUGAAAGGGUUUAUAGGGCGGGAAGAUGGCCUAAAUGCAUAAAAAGUUCGUCCAGUCACGCACAGGACGGAUGAAAACACCCAGAAAGUCAAGGACUCGGCUUUUUCAAACAGACAGUUAACGGUGAGAAUGCUGCAGAAUGUUAGACUCAUUCUGAAAGAAAACCUGAACAUGAGAAAAAUGUCUGCCAAAGUUCCAGCGAGUAUUCUAAAGGAUGAGCCUGAACCCGAGAAAUUUGAAUUCCCUCUGAUUCAUUCAAAGGAAAUUACGAAAAACCAUUUUAUAGUGAGGGAAAGGGCAACAAGUUCUGAGAUGUGGAGUCCUUUGCAGCAGAAAGCUGGUGGGCAAAUGUCUCUGCCUGUGUUGAAUCCCAGAAUCCACGUCCCCACCCCCACUCCCGCCAGCCAGCUUCUGCAGGGCCAGCCUCAGUCAGCAAGCAUUCCGCCUAGGGUGGCUCAGCAUUGGUUCACAUCCUGCUGA
Microtus oregoni (creeping vole) is the source of this 564-nucleotide messenger RNA. RefSeq names its product protein GVQW3-like. Lineage: Eukaryota; Metazoa; Chordata; Mammalia; Rodentia; Cricetidae. The record is from RefSeq and is a predicted model, not a curated record.